ACCUGAGAGAGCUCAGUAGUCUGUAACAAGGUGGGGAGAGAUGGGAUUCCGGGCUAGAAAGGGUGUGGAAGCUUGCAGAAGAAGGCGGCUGAGUUCUGAUCGGGGUGGAGGGAGGGCACGCAUUUAAAGGGGCCAAGGCCCAUGAGCAGGUAGACAUUUAAAGAGACAGGUGCCCCACAGAAAAGAGACAUUUAAAGGUGCAGGUGCCCAAAAUAGAGCAGACCCGAGGAGCCGAGCUCGGCGGACAGAAGACCUGUGGUUCCCUCGACCCCGGACCCCCGUUCCCAUGCUAUGGCCCCCAGUGCCCUUUAGACCUGGCGGGACUCCCGUGCUUGCGACCCCUAUUUGGGGGUCUGGGUGGCUACUGGAGGGCCUUGCAGAGGGGCAGAGAAGGCAGGACCAUGGCAUCUAGGGCCUCUGAACCUCCCCCAGGGCGCAGCGUGACAGCAGGCAUCAUCAUUGUUGGAGAUGAGAUCCUCAAGGGACACACUCAGGACACCAACACCUACUUCCUGUGCCGGACACUGCGCUCCCUGGGGGUCCAGGUGUGUCGAGUCUCUGUUGUACCUGAUGACGUAGCCACCAUUGCGGCUGAGAUCACCUCUUUUUCCAGCCGCUUCACCCAUGUCCUCACGUCAGGGGGCAUCGGUCCCACUCAUGAUGACGUGACCUUCGAGGCCGUCGCACAGGCCUUUGGGGAUGAGCUCAAGCCACACCCUGAGCUGGAAGCGGCCAUCAAAGCCCUAGGAAGGGAGGGCUGGAAGAAGCUGUCGCUGGUGCCCUCCUCUGCCCGCCUGCAUUACGGCACAGAUCCUCACACUGGCCGGCCCUUCAGAUUCCCGCUGGUCUCGGUCCGCAAUGUCUACGUCUUCCCAGGCAUUCCAGAGCUGCUGCGGCGGGUCCUGGAGGGGCUGAAGGGACUGUUCGUCAACUCAGCCGUUCAGUUCCACUUGCGGGAGCUGUACGUGGCCGCUGACGAGGCCUCUAUUGCCCCCAUCCUGGCCGAGGCCCAGGCCCACUUUGGACGCAGUCUGAGCCUGGGUUCCUACCCUGACUGGGGCAGCAACUACUACCAGGUCAAGGUGACGCUGGACUCAGAGGAGGAAGCGCCCCUGGAGGAAUGCUUGGCCUACCUGACGGCCCGUCUGCCCCAGGGAUCGCUGGUCCCCUACAAACGCAACACCGUGGAGCAAGCCAGUGAGGCUGUAUACAGUCUCGCAGAGUCAGGGUCUCCUCUGGGGGACAAGGUGGCAGGGGCCCUGCGGACCAUUGAGACCUCCCUGACUCAGUACAGCCUCCCCCAGCUCUGCGUGGGCUUCAACGGCGGCAAGGACUGCACCGCCCUCCUACACCUCUUCCACGCAGCUGUGCAGAGGAAACGUGCUGAGGCUCAAGAACCCCUCCAGAUCCUGUAUAUUCGCAGCAUCUCCACUUUCCCUGAGCUGGAGCAGUUUCUACAGGACACCAUCAAGAGGUACCGUCUGCAGGUGCUAGAGGCUGAGGGGGACAUGAAGCAGGCCCUGAGCCAGCUGAAGGCACGGCACCCCCAGCUGGAGGCCGUCCUCAUGGGCACUCGCCGCACGGACCCCUACUCUCGCAGCCUCUGCCCCUUCAGCCCCACCGACCCAGGCUGGCCCUCGUUCAUGCGCAUCAACCCGCUGCUGGACUGGACCUACAGAGAUAUCUGGGACUUUCUGCGUCAGCUGUUUGUCCCGUACUGUAUCCUGUAUGACCGAGGCUACACGUCACUGGGGAGCCGGCAGAACACGGUGCGGAACCCAGCCCUGAAGUACCUGGGCCCAGGAGGACAGCCCACUUACCGACCAGCCUACCUCCUGGAGAAUGAGGACGAAGAGCGCAACUCCCGCACGUGACCUCCCAGCCCUGCCCCCUCCCCCCUGCCCCCAGCAGGGCGGCUGUCCUGGAGUGCAGCCUCUCAAUAAACUGUGCCUCUCGUGGG
Messenger RNA from Rhinolophus ferrumequinum (greater horseshoe bat), 1960 nucleotides. RefSeq names its product flavin adenine dinucleotide synthetase 1 (gene FLAD1). NCBI's taxonomy places the organism in Eukaryota, Metazoa, Chordata, Mammalia, Chiroptera, Rhinolophidae. The transcript is spliced from 8 exons. Gene Ontology annotation, biological process: FAD biosynthetic process. The record is from RefSeq and is a predicted model, not a curated record. The coding region runs from base 402 to 1874 and encodes 490 amino acids. Gene Ontology annotation, molecular function: FMN adenylyltransferase activity.